Molecule: messenger RNA, 1452 nt
Organism: Penicillium diatomitis
Lineage: Eukaryota; Fungi; Ascomycota; Eurotiomycetes; Eurotiales; Aspergillaceae
Gene: ade13
Product: adenylosuccinase ADE13
Exons: 9
Coding region: 1-1452 (483 amino acids)
Biological process (GO): 'de novo' AMP biosynthetic process
Cellular component (GO): cytosol
Molecular function (GO): N6-(1,2-dicarboxyethyl)AMP AMP-lyase (fumarate-forming) activity; (S)-2-(5-amino-1-(5-phospho-D-ribosyl)imidazole-4-carboxamido) succinate lyase (fumarate-forming) activity
Source: RefSeq, a predicted model, not a curated record
AUGUCUGCCAGCAAUGACAUCUAUCAGACUCCUCUCAACUCGCGCUAUGCGAGCACUGAGAUGAAGUAUCUUUUCUCGCCUCGUAUGCGCUUUUCUACGUGGCGCAAGCUUUGGAUCUGGCUUGCCGAGUCCCAGAAAGAGCUCGGACUUCCCAUCACCGACGAGGCAAUUGAGCAAAUGAAGGCUCAUGCCACCAUCCAAGAUGAAGAGUUCAAGGUCGCCGCCGAGGAGGAGAAGCGUCGCCGCCACGACGUGAUGGCCCACGUCCACGCCUUUGGUCAGGUUGCCCCUGCUGCUGCGGGAAUCAUUCAUUGGGGUGCUACAUCUUGCUACUGCACUGACAAUGCCGACUUGAUCUUGCUUCGCGAUGGUCUGGAUAUCCUCAUUCCCAAGUUGGCUGUUGUCGUCGACAAGCUUUCUCAGUUCGCGCAGCAGUACAAGGACCUGCCUUGCUUGGGCUUCACCCACGGUCAGCCUGCACAGCUUGUGACCGUUGGUAAGCGUGCCUGUCUCUGGAUCCAGGAUCUGCUCAUGGAUCUGCGUAACCUCGAGCGUGCCCGUGAUGACCUGCGCUUCCGUGGUGUCAAGGGUACUACCGGUACCCAGGCUUCCUUUUUGCAGAUCUUCGAGGGUGACCAUGCCAAGGUUGAGAAGCUGGAUGAGCUGGUAACCGAGAAGGCCGGAUUCAGCUCUGCCUUUAUCAUUUCUUCCCAGACCUACUCUCGCAAGAUUGACGUGGACGUCGGCAAUGCCCUCGGCUCGUUUGGCUCCACUUGCGAACGCAUUGGAAUUGACAUUCGUCAUCUGGCUAUGCUCAAGGAGGUUGAGGAGCCUUUUGAGAAGGAUCAAAUUGGUAGCAGUGCUAUGGCCUACAAGCGCAACCCCAUGCGAUCAGAGCGUCUCUGCUCCCUCGGUCGCCACCUCCAGAACCUGCCCAAGGAUGCCCUGGACACCUACUCUGCUCAGUGGUUUGAGCGCUCAUUGGACGACAGUGCCAUUCGCCGAAUCAGCAUCCCCGAACUCUACCUGACCGCCGAUGCUUGCCUUAUUCUUCUGAACAAUGUCAGCUCCGGCUUUGUCGUCUACCCGGAGGUUAUCAAGCGUCAUGUCAACGAUGAACUUCCAUUCAUGGCUACUGAGAACAUCAUCAUGGCCUGCGUGAAGAAGGGUCUGUCUCGUCAGGAUGCCCACGAAGAAAUCCGUGUUCUCUCCCACCAAGCCGCCGACAACGUCAAGAAGCAAGGCAAGGACAACGACCUGCUCGACCGCAUCCGCCGCACCCCCUUCUUCAACCCCAUUCUCCCGGAGCUGGACGCCCUCCUGGACGCAACCACCUUUGUCGGCCGUGCCCCUCAACAGGUGGAAAAGUUCACCACCACCGAGGUUGCCGCUGCUCUCAAGCCCUAUGCCUCUCAGAUCGCCAAGGGCGAGACUUCUUCGCUCUAUGUCUAG